CUAGCGCGGCCGGGCUCGGCGGGCGGGCUGUGUGGGGCCGGGAGGGUCCCGGCCAUCCGGCCAUGGCGGGACUGUACUCGCUUGGGGUGAGCGUCUUCUCUGACCAAGGCGGGAGGAAGUACAUGGAGGACGUGACCCAGAUCGUGGUGGAGCCGGAGCCGCCGGCCGAGGAUGAGCUCUCGCUGCGUUCGUCGCCGCCGCUCCCCGGGGACGAGACGGGCCCCGGAGGCGAGGGCCCCUCGGCGGCGGCCCGGGAAGGACCUCGCGAGCCUGCGGGCGGCGCCGGAGCCUCGUCGCCAGCCGCGGGCCGCGUGUAUGUGCGGCGCCGCCGCCGCUCUUCAGUGGCCUUCUUCGCCGUGUGCGACGGUCACGGCGGGCGAGAGGCGGCCCAGUUCGCCCGGGAGCACCUGUGGGGCUUCAUCAAGAAGCAGAAAGGAUUCGGCUCUGCAGAGCCGGCCGAAGUGUGCGCCGCCAUCCGUAAGGGCUUCCUUGCCUGUCACCUGGCCAUGUGGAAGAAACUGGCAGAAUGGCCUAAGACUAUGACCGGCCUCCCCAGCACAUCGGGCACAACUGCAAGCGUGGUUAUCAUCCGAGGCACAAAGAUGUAUGUAGCUCAUGUGGGAGACUCAGGAGUGGUCCUUGGAGUUCAGGAUGACCCAAAGGAUGAUUUUGUAAGAGCUGUGGAAGUGACACAGGACCACAAACCUGAACUUCCUAAAGAAAGAGAAAGGAUUGAAGGACUUGGUGGGAGCGUGAUCAACAAAUCUGGGGUUAACCGUGUUGUUUGGAAACGACCUCGACUUACUCAUAAUGGUCCUGUUAGAAGAAGCACAGUUAUUGACCAGAUACCCUUCCUGGCAGUUGCAAGAGCACUUGGUGACUUGUGGAGUUAUGAUUUUUACACUGGAGAGUUUGUGGUGUCCCCAGAACCAGACACAAGUGUACAUACUCUUGAUCCCCGGAAACACAAGUAUAUAAUCUUGGGCAGUGAUGGACUUUGGAACAUGAUUCCUCCUCAGGAUGCCAUUGCGAUGUGCCAGGACCAAGAGGAGAAAAAGUACUUGAUGGGGGAACAUGGGCAAUCUUGUGCCAAAAUGCUUGUUAAUAAAGCACUAGGUCGCUGGCGACAGCGCAUGCUCCGUGCAGAUAAUACUAGUGCAAUAGUCAUCUGCAUCUCACCUGGAGUGGACAAUCAAGGCAACUUCACAUGUGAAGAUGAACUUUAUCUAAAUCUGGCAGACAGUCCCUCAUAUAAUAGUCAGGAAACUUUAACAAUGUCUUCUUCCACCUGUUCCACACCACCAGUCAAGUUUUUGGAAGAGGAUGCAUGGCCACGACUGAGCUCUAAGGACCAUAUCCCUGCCCUUGUUCGCAGUAAUGCCUUCUCAGAGAAAUAUUUAGAGUUACCAACUGAGAGAGCUCGGGGUGGUGUCCAGUCUGUAGCAGUAUCUUCAAAGGACCCAGAGGCAUUAGAGGAAAACUACUCGAAAGGCCUGACUUUGAGGAUACAUGAUUCUUUAAAUAACAGCAACAGCCUGACAGUUGGCCUUUCCUCUUCUAAUUCAGCAAACCCCAGCGUGGACCAAAAAAACUUAAAGAAAUCAACUCCUGGCCAAAUGAAAGCUCAAGAAGUUGAGAGGACCCCUCCAGCUAACUUUAAAAGGACACUGGAAGAAUCCAACUCCGGACCAGCUAUGAAGAAGCCCAGACGAAGUGGCCUAAACCGGAGCAGUGGUUCUUCAUCAGAGGGUCUUUCCUCAACCCCUCAACGUAAAAACUCGGUGAAGCUUGCUAUGCGCCGCAGUCUUAGGGGCCAGAAGAAACUUGGAAAUCCUUUGUUGCACCAGCACCGGAAAACUGUUUGUGUUUGUUGAAGGGUAUGCUGCCCAUCUUAAAACAAGAGAAAGAUUUUUUUUAACAUUGGUACACAAGUCAAACAUUUAAAAAAGAAAGUAGAAAGCCUUUUGUUUCUUGGUAUUCAAAUAGCUUUAUAUCUUGGCCUUGUACUCACUUGUAUUAUAAUUGUGAAUUUUGUAGAUGUUAGGGUAUGAGUUGCUGUAAAAUGUGUGUAAAUUUGUAUCCUUCAUACAAACUCAGUCCUUGAAUAAAGUAAUUAUGACAACAGGGCUAAACGUCUUUAAAAAAUGAAAAUAAAAAUAAUUAGAUUUUAGAAAUCUGUUUAAUCUUUUUAAAAGCUUAUUAAUGAACUGAAUUUGUAUAAAUUACUUGUGAUGAGAAUUUCACAACUUUUUAACUAAAUUAUUCAGCAGACUGGAAAAGUGAUGUAUUUUCAUAGUGACUUAAGUUCCACUCAAACAAUAUCUCUUAGAGAAUUCCUCUUUAAAAUUUAUUUUUUGACUUUAGAUUUCCUAAGUGAAAAUUUAAACUUAGUGGAAGCAGUUGAGCCAUGCAAUAGCUUGAUGUUAGGUUAUUCAUCCUAAUUAAAAUACUAUGCAGUAUCUCUUCUUAUUGUUUAAUUAUUCUGACACAUGAAUCAUCAAAUGAUCAAAAGGUGUAUGUGUGUGUGGGGUAAAAUUAACUUCUCUAUUACCCUAAAUUUUCAAUGCCAUGAUUAUCAAGUCUUAAGUAGUUUUUUCAUUAUAUCUUAAAAAGGAUAUGACAUUUUAAAGUCUUUUCCCAAAUAACUGAUGAUGCUGCUAACUUUCAACAUACUCAUUGGCUAUAUGGACACUGAAUGUUCAUCUAAUAAACCAGUGUACUGUU
Molecule: messenger RNA, 2724 nt
Organism: Vombatus ursinus (common wombat)
Lineage: Eukaryota; Metazoa; Chordata; Mammalia; Diprotodontia; Vombatidae
Gene: PPM1D
Product: protein phosphatase, Mg2+/Mn2+ dependent 1D
Exons: 6
Coding region: 63-1874 (603 amino acids)
Biological process (GO): protein dephosphorylation
Cellular component (GO): cytosol; nucleus
Molecular function (GO): mitogen-activated protein kinase binding; cation binding; protein serine/threonine phosphatase activity
Source: RefSeq, a predicted model, not a curated record